AUGUAUUCACUGGAGAUGGGUGUUUAGAGGGAAAAUAUAAAAUGGAGAUAGACAGUACAGUAAAGCCAGUACAGCUACCAAAGAGACGUGUACCAGUGGCUUUAAUGAAACCGCUUAAAGAAGAAUUACAAAACCUACAACAGAGAGGGAUAAUCACACCUGUGGAAUGCAGUACAGAAUGGAUCAGUGCCAUGGUGGUUGUCCAAAAACAAAAUGGCAAGCCUAGAGUGUGUAUCGAUCCCAAACCUUUGAACAAAGCGCUAAGGCGUAGUCACUUUCCACUGCCAACUAUUGAGGACAUUCUACCAGACCUGUCGAAAGCUAAAGUGUUCACAGUGUGCGACGUCAAGAGUGGAUUUUGGCAUGUACAGCUGGAGGAGGAGUCCAGCUAUGUGACGACGUUUGCCACUCCAUUUGGUCGGUAUAGAUGGCUGAGGAUGCCAAUGGGGAUAAGUACAGCCCCAGAAAUCUUUCAGAGAAAACUGAUGCAAGCACUAGACAAUAUGCCUGGACUGUACAUCAUAGCGGAUGACAUUCUGAUCACAGGGCAGGGAGAGACGGAAGAGGAGGCAGAGCAAGAUCACGACAGAAAAUUGAAGCAGUUUUUGGACAGAUGCAGAGAAAAGAAUAUAAAACUGAAUGCAGACAAGUUCAGAUUGAAGCAGAAGGAGACUACAUACAUCGGACACCGCCUGACUGCUGAGGGCCUCAAACCAGACCCAGAAAAGGUGCGUGCUGUUGAGCAGAUGCCAGCGCCGACAGAUGUGAAAGCAGUGCAAAGACUGAUAGGUAUGGCUAAUUACUUAACCAAGUUUUGCCCUCACCUGUCAGAUCACUGUAAAGUGUUAAGAGACUUGACACACAAGGAUAGUGAGUGGACGUGGAAUGCAGAACAAGAGGAGGCGUUCCUUAAUCUAAAAAAGACAAUAACAAAUGCCCCUGUGUUAAAGUACUAUAACCCAGAAGAAGAGCUGACAUUGCAGAGUGACGCAUCAGACACAGGAUUAGGUGCAGCACUGAUGCAAAUGGGCAAGCCAGUUGCUUUUGCUAGUAGAGCACUAACAAAAACAGAACAAGGAUAUGCACAGAUAGAAAAGGAGUUUCUGGCAAUGGUCUUUGGCCUGGAGAAAUUUCAUCAGUACACAUAUGGCCACAAAGUGACUGUUCAGAGCGAUCACAAGCCAUUAGAAACCAUAGUGCGAAAACCAUUGCUGAGUGCUCCCAAAAGGCUGCAGGGUAUGAUGCUGCGCAUACAGAAAUAUGAUACAGAAGUCUUGUAUGUGCCAGGAAGGGAUUUAGUGCUAGCAGACACCCUUAGCAGAGCCUAUCCUCUGGAGGACGUACCUGUGGAGGCUGAGCUAGAAACAGUUAACAUGGUACAACAUCUACCGAUCUCAGCAGACAGACUACAGGAGAUAAAGACAGCCACAGAACAGGAUAAAACACUGCAGCUUCUCAUCAACACAAUGACAUGGGGAUGGCCAAAGAACAAGCUGCAUGUGCCAAGUGAAAUCAGGCCUUAUUUUUCAUUCCAAGAGGAACUCAGUCACCAGCAUGGGAUAGUCUUCAGAGGGGAGCGUGCAGUUAUACCAGAUGCCAUGAGAACCGAAAUCACCAGCCGUAUACAUGCAUCGCACCUGGGUGUCGAAGGAUGUCUUAGAAGGGCAAGAGAGUGCGUUUACUGGCUAGGCAUGAAUGAGCAGAUUAAACAGUACAUAGCGAAGUGUGACAUUUGCCGGUCCAUGGAUGACAAACAGCAAAAGGAAACACUAAUACCACACGAAGUGCCAAACAGGCCAUGGGCUAAGGUGGGCACAGACCUGUUUAUGUUUGACAACAGGGAUUACCUCAUCACAGUGGAUUAUUUCUCAAAUUUCUGGGAAAUAGAUUACUUGGCCGACACAAAAUCAACCACGGUGAUAAAGAAACUUAAGGCUCAUUUCGCCCGUCAAGGUAUACCAGAUAUAGUGAUUUCAGACAAUGGCCCACAAUAUGUGUCACAAGAAUUCAAAAAGUUUAGCCAACUGUGGGGAUUUCAACAUAAGACCUCAUCUCCAGGUUAUCCCCAGAGCAACGGCAAAGCAGAAUCAGCUGUUAAGACAGCAAAACGACUUCUGCACAAAGCCAAAGCCGCAGGACAGGACCCCUAUCUUUCCUUGCUGGACCACCGUAACACACCGUCGCUGGGCCUGAACACCAGUCCAGCACAAAGACUGCUCAGUCGGCGCACCAAAACAUUGCUACCAAUGAAAAGUAGCUUGCUGAAACCAAGGGUUGUUCAAGUUCAACAGGAACUGAUGAACAGGCAAACACAUCCAAGCACCUACUACAACCGCUCAGCCAAGGAUCUGCCUGUGCUUAAAAGUGGGGACUCAGUGAGGAUACAGCCGUUCCCACCACAGACCGUCUGGAGAUGCGGCAAGGUGCUGUCGCGGAUCGAUGAAAGGUCCUAUGAGAUACAACUGCAAUCUGGGAGUGUCAUCAGGAGAAACCGCAGACACCUCAGACUGGUUCCGGAAAGGGCAGUCAGGGACCCCGUUGAUGUGGACAUCAACUUCCCAAUUCAGGCAGAGGUUACAGGACAGGGUCAGGCAGGGUCUGUCCAUCCUCCGCACAGGGUUUUAGACCACACACCAAAGGACAUUGGUAGCGGAGAGACCACUGUCACAACCAGAGCAGGUCGCACAGUCAAGAUGCCACAACACUAUAAGGACUAUGUCCUGUCACACAGAUAAAUUACUCAGUGUUGCUCAUGGCCUUUGGGGGGUUUACAUCAAAAUGGGGAAAAUGACAAUAAGUGUUCAAAACAGAAAAAGGACAAUGGAAUAUGUUUAUGUUAAUAAUUACCUGUUAUAAAGAAAUGCACUCUGAACUGAAAAAAAAAAAAAAAAAAUGUACUGUAUAUGUUGAAAUGGGGAUGAGCUAUGUUCAGGCUCGGAAUGAUGCGAGUCAUGUGACAGUCAAUGUUUUGUUUUGAAUUUUUUCAGAGGUACUAGUCAGAUGUUGAAAUUAAGGGGAAGCUGUAAUUCUGAAAAGAAAAGGGAUGUUACAAUAGGAACUACUGUUUGUAUAGGUGAAGCGCUCGGACAGUUUUAGGGGCCGG
Molecule: messenger RNA, 3103 nt
Organism: Archocentrus centrarchus (flier cichlid)
Lineage: Eukaryota; Metazoa; Chordata; Actinopteri; Cichliformes; Cichlidae
Exons: 2
Coding region: 42-2735 (897 amino acids)
Biological process (GO): DNA integration
Molecular function (GO): nucleic acid binding
Source: RefSeq, a predicted model, not a curated record